Messenger RNA from Aspergillus bombycis, 3015 nucleotides. RefSeq lists its product as uncharacterized. The coding region runs from base 1 to 3015 and encodes 1004 amino acids. The transcript has a single exon. The record is from RefSeq and is a predicted model, not a curated record. Lineage: Eukaryota; Fungi; Ascomycota; Eurotiomycetes; Eurotiales; Aspergillaceae.
AUGGUCUUCAUCCGCCUAAUCGUAAAAGUCUACCCACGCGAACAACUCUCGCGCCCAUUCCCAACCCCCAAUAGGAAGCCAACCGAACCCGAAACCAAGCCCGCGUCCUUCCUCCUCGCGCUCCCCAACCCAGAAGCAAUCACCCUCGGCCAGCUCGCCGGCCUGAUCCGGUCAAAAUGGACCAAGCUCCGUCCCAAUGCCGAACCCCUCGAUAUCAAGAAGUUGCUGGACGAUAAUCGCGACACGGUCGAUUUGGAUGUGGAUAUGACGGUUGCCGAUGUGUGGGUGAAUCAGGCGCGUGCGAGGCGCAAUGAGGAUGAUCAGGUCGGCACGGUGAGGGUCGUGCAGAGGCCUGCGCCGUAUGCGCCUGUUCGGUUUCCUUCUGUGGAUCAGGAUUGGGGGGUGAGUAGGGAGGAGAGGUUUACCGGGAAGUUUGAGACGAUUGAGGAGGCGAGGGAGAGUGAGACUGGCAGUGAGACUGGUAGUGGGAGUGGGAGUGACGAGGACAGUGAAGAGGGGAGCGAGGAGAGUGAAAGUGAGAAGGAGAAUUUGAUUGAUGCGCAGGCGGUCGCGGUGAAUGGUGAGGACGAUGCAGAAAGUGAAACUGAUGAGAGUGAAGAGGAGGAAAGUGGGAGCGAGGAAGACGAGGAUGAGCAGGCCAAUGGGCGCGCAAAUGCAGAAGAAUCUGCGGAUGAAGGUGAGAGUGAAGAAGAGCCGGCCCCGGACAACGACGUCCACAUGGAGGAUAGCCUGCCCGAAACGCGAGUGCUCAAGAGAAAGAUGAGCCCCGAGGAGCUCGAGCCGAAAAAGCAACCCCGUUUGGAACAAUCGAGCCAGGCGACUGAGGCCGACGGCGACAACGUCAAUAGGAACCCCGUUAGCAGUCCGUUGGGGACGCGCAAGCGCGACGCUGAUAGAGCGCCGUCCUUCUCUGGGCUUGGUCGACGUUUGAGCUUUACAGAGAGACCGGCCUUGUCGCAUGGCCUUGGUCUGGGUAUUACGAAGAGUCCUCCUCGCAAGAAACCAUUCCUGAUGGCUGAUCUUUUUCAAGAUUCUACACGAUCCGAGACCGUACCGAAAGACGCAAGACUGUCGCCUACAACUGGUUCCCCAAGUAGCGCACCUGCGAUCCGUCGCACCUCGGUUGACCAGCACCCCGCGACCCCAGCCAAGCUACAAACGCCGGCAGAUAAGGUCAGACUGCUCCAAUCGGCUCUCCGUAAAGACUCGCCCGCCGAAAGGAGCCCAGAACGCCGAUCCGUGUCCUUUGCCGAAGGAGAAGACCAUGCCAUUCCUACCUCCGCCCGUGUUACGAGGCCAACGCUCCAGGCCACUAAUAAGGAGCAGAAGCAUAGGACCAACUCUAGCUCUAAGCCAGCUCCCCCAGGGCCAGAAGAACGGUCAGAUGAAGAAGAGAACCAGUCGGAAGACAAGGAAGAGGAGGGAAUGGAGUUCAGCAGUGGAAUAAACACGGAGAUAAACGAGUACGAAAGGGAACUCCAAUCAAACGACCUGGAUCAAAAGUCUGAAUACACUCGCAAACUGAAGUUGGCAACAAAGAAAUGGCAGAUUAUGAAGAACAACGAGAACUCAAACCGGAAAAGACAGCGAGAGAGGUACAAUAACGCACAUAACGAUCUCAAGGUGCUGCACCGGGAGGUUGUCGAGCUCAAGGAGUUUAACCAACCACCCUCACAACGCCCCAAGUCCCAGACACCGAAUGGCACUCCAGGUACAAGAAAGCUAUCCCGAGAUCCUGCCAGUUCGCAGAAUCGAAAAUCCCAAGCGCCCUGGGACGUUGAAAUCGUCACACCGAGACCAAACUCCAAGAAGCUUGUUCCGAAGAGCCUUCCGUCCUCACAGAUCAGUCGCAAGUCUCCAGAACGCGAACAAGCCCGAGACCAAAAACAUUGGAGCGUCGAAAUCCCCACGCCUAAGGCUGACAGCAGUCCAGAAAAACGGCCAGAGCCCAGGAAGCCAUCCCAGGAGAGACCACCAUCUCCACUCUCUGAAUCCGAGUCAGAACAGUCUGACUCCGAAGAGGAGGAAAGCACCCCAAAACAGCCAGAACCCAAGAAACCAUCCUCAGAAGAGAAGCCACCAUCUUUACCUGCAGAGUCCGUGUCGGAAGAGGAUUCGAGCUCUGAGGAAGAGGACAAUGCAGCACCAAACCAGCCUGACUCCUUGAUUGAAUCGUCUCCCGCAGUUGAGGUAUCUGUACCCAAGCCUGUACCCAAGCCUGUGCCCGAGCCGGGCUCGGACUCAGAACAACAAUCCGGCUCUGCUGAAGAGGAAGAGGAAGACGACGACGAAGAUGAAGACGAAGAGGAAGAGGAAGACGAAGACGAAGAGGAAGAGGCAAAGGCAGAGGAAAAGGGAGAGAAGGACAAAUCCACAGAGGAAGAAAGCCAAAAUGAAGACGACAACAAACCCGAAGAAAAAGAAGGGGAGAUAGUCCCAGAAACAGAAGAAGAGCGCGAGCUAGAAACCACAACCCCAGCCGUACCCAACUCACCACCAACAGAAACCCCCUCCAAACCCGACCCAGCCGCCGAAGAAACCGACUCCGACACGGACGAAAGCGAAUCAGAUCAAGAAUCCGACAAGGAAAACCAGGCUCUCCCCAAGCCAACCCCAACAACAAAAGCCGGCAUCCUCCGUCGCACCAGUCUCAAUCCCCCUUCAUCCCAGCCGAACGCACCCUCCAGCAGCCAGCCACAACCAAGCUCCACCCAGUCAACCCCCACCGGCUCUCGACCAACCCGCAAUACCCUCAAAACUCUCCUCUUCCAACAACGCGCAGAGCAGGCGCAGGCGCGCUUAAAGAAAGAGGAGGAGGCGGCGAAACGGAAGAGCCAGCCGCGUAGGGAUAUCUUCUCGGGCCCGUCGGAUACUGAGUCCGAGGAUGAGGAUGAUAGCGAGAGCGACAGCGAGAGUGAUAGCGGCGCGGAUGCCGGGGAUAUCUUGUCCACUGGGAGCGUAGGGAAGUUAAGGACCGCUUUGCCGCGGAAGUGA